UAGAAACGACCACAAUUCUAAAAUAUUUUACUUACUACCCUCCUGGUUAACGAAAAGCUCCCGCGAUUCGCAGAUUUGGGAGGGGCUUUAGCCUCUGAGUAUCGGCUAGCUACUGUUUGUAAGGUAAGAAAGAUGUCAGACCUAGACAGGCAAAUAGAGCAACUAAAGAAGUGUGAGCCCUUGAAAGAAUCCGAAGUGAAAGCUCUUUGUCUUAAAGCCAUGGAAAUCCUCGUUGAAGAAAGCAAUGUUCAAAGGGUUGAUGCCCCUGUUACUAUAUGUGGUGAUAUCCAUGGGCAGUUUUAUGAUAUGAAAGAGCUUUUUAAAGUAGGGGGUGAUUGCCCAAAGACAAAUUAUCUGUUUCUUGGAGAUUUUGUUGACAGAGGGUUUUACUCUGUGGAGACCUUUCUACUUCUAUUGGCCUUGAAGGUGAGAUAUCCGGAUCGCAUAACACUCAUUAGAGGGAACCACGAAAGUCGUCAGAUCACACAGGUAUAUGGAUUCUAUGACGAAUGCCUGCGUAAAUAUGGCUCUGUGAAUGUUUGGAGAUAUUGCACUGACAUAUUUGAUUACUUAAGUCUUUCAGCACUUAUUGAGAACAAAAUUUUUAGCGUCCAUGGUGGUCUCUCUCCUGCAAUAUCAACUUUGGAUCAGAUUCGAACAAUUGAUCGGAAGCAAGAAGUACCUCAUGAUGGUGCCAUGUGUGACCUGUUGUGGUCAGACCCUGAGGAUAUUGUUGAUGGUUGGGGUUUGAGUCCCCGAGGUGCUGGUUUCCUGUUUGGUGGCAGUGUUGUCACUUCGUUCAACCACACAAACAACAUUGACUAUAUAUGCCGUGCUCAUCAGUUGGUUAUGGAAGGAUACAAGUGGAUGUUUAAUAACCAGAUAGUUACAGUCUGGUCGGCUCCCAAUUACUGUUACAGAUGCGGUAAUGUUGCUGCAAUUCUUGAGUUGGAUGAGAAUCUUAACAAGCAAUUUCGCGUGUUCGAUGCAGCACCUCAGGAAUCAAGAGGAGCUCCUGCCAAAAAGCCUGCACCAGAUUACUUUCUAUGAAUCAGAUGUGAAGUGUGACCUUUUUUAGUCGAUUACACUUGAAUUGAUCAAUGGGAGGAUUUGCUGUCACUUGGCGCAUAUGUUCUCCUACAAUAGCAGAAACAUCAAUGGAUAGCCUGCUCAAUGAUUAGCGAGAAUUAUACUUUCAAUUUGUGAUGAGAUUACAUUAUUGGGCAUGCCUUCCUUGUUUUGCUCCUACCUUGAUCAAUAUGUGCUUGUAAUAGUAGUGUGUAUUGAGUAGCAUGUUCUGUGCUGGUGAAUCCCUGGUGUAUUUCCUUGUUAUUUUAGGGCAGUGGGGAAGAGAGAGAGAGAGAGAGAGAGAGAGAGAGAGAGAGAGAGAGAGAGUACGAUUCUUAACAAGAAUUGGCUUAGGAACAGCGGAGAGUGAGUUGUUGCAACCAUGAUUCUUAUAUGAGAAUUUUUCAAAUUGGUUUUGUGCACCAAUCUAGUGCCAUACAAGUUCAUUUGAUUGUCAAAUGCUGCCAUGGUUCUUUUGUUUCAUAUGUACAAGACCCAGGCAUCCUUUUGUAUGGAGCUCUAUUUUCUUUCCUUCCAUAUUUCUUCGUCA
This is a messenger RNA of Theobroma umbraticum, 1618 nucleotides long. It is a transcript of the gene PPX2, whose product is annotated as protein phosphatase X 2. Lineage: Eukaryota; Viridiplantae; Streptophyta; Magnoliopsida; Malvales; Malvaceae. The record is from RefSeq and is a predicted model, not a curated record. Gene Ontology annotation, molecular function: protein serine/threonine phosphatase activity.